Hydractinia symbiolongicarpus is the source of this 1016-nucleotide messenger RNA. RefSeq lists its product as uncharacterized. The transcript is spliced from 2 exons. The record is from RefSeq and is a predicted model, not a curated record. Bases 119 to 823 code for a protein of 234 amino acids. Lineage: Eukaryota; Metazoa; Cnidaria; Hydrozoa; Anthoathecata; Hydractiniidae.
AUACAUAGAAACCACUUAAAAUAUAAAAAGUUUUUGAACUCUAAAUAUACAUGAGAUUCCAGUGAAGAGUUUAGACGUUUGAUAAGAGAACAAAUUCAUAUAAGGUUAAAUCAAAAUUAUGGCUACAGGGGAAAAGGAGACAAUCGUACAAUUGACUGGAAUCAAUGUAUCGCUUGGUGAAACCGUGUUCAAGAAGGCACAACCAAAACUCGCAGCAAAGAUGUUAGAAAGAGGUGCGGAGCAACAUAUUGCAUCACAAUAUGUAUCGCAUAUCAAAAGAACAAAAUUUCAACCCUACAAAUUUUUUGUUAAAAACAUUUGGUGCUUAGAUAACAUAGAAAAAGGUUUCCAAGAAGGAAUUCCUGUAAAACCACAAAGUUUUGGUGUCAUUAAAGGUCAACCCCUUGGUGCAUUUCAUUUAGAAUGUCAAGAAAUUACAGGAGAAUCUUGCCUAUUGAUUUCUGACAUGCCUGAAUCGGAAAAAUCCAACCCUCAGAAAAUCGUCUGCAUUAUUCGGAAAUUAAAUGAUACUGUAUUAUCUGAAAACAUCAAAGAAAAAGUAGACAAACUUUUGAAUAUCCUUAAAACUGAGCUUAAAGAUAAAAUCAGUUGUCAACUCACUUUUAAGAAGCAUGUCAUGAAAGGCAACACAACAAACAGUGAUGUUUUUCCUGAUUGGAUAUUGGAAGUGUUUAUCAAUGAAAGUUGCCCUACUGAUCUUUGUCAGCGACUAGACGAAGAAGCGAGCAAAGAUGAGAAAAUUAUAGAAGUUUCUUAUGGUGUUUUCACUGAUUUUGCUUACAAUCCAGCGGAAGCUAAGUGACGCUGAAGAGCAUAGUAUAUAUUUUCAUACUGAUUGCCUAGAGCAUUUUUUUACACUUUGUGGCAACUUUAGAAAUCCCAAAUUUUGUUUAAAGUUGUUUAAUUUAAAAAAAUUGAAGAGCAUGGUAUAAAUUUCAACAUCAGCACGUUUUCAUCAGCAAGUUUCCUUAUAAGAAACGAUUAAAUUUAUGAAA